UGAAACUGUCAAGAUAUGUUUAAGUGUAAAUAGCUUAAUUACAGUUAUUAUCAUUUGCGGCAUUUAUUUAAUUGAUAAGAUAAAAAAUGUUGUUUUUAAUAUUAUAACGCUUGCAUAUGAAGAAUAUCAGCCCACAGCAAAGUGAACAUGUUUGUAAUUGAAGGAAAAGUUGCUCUAAUAACCGGCGCCUCUUCGGGAAUUGGUGCUGCAAUAGCCAAAGGACUUUUGCAAGCUGGGGCAAAAGGUACCUCUAUUUUAGAUAUAAAUGAAAGUUUAGGUUUGCAAGUAACAGAAGAACUCAACAAGGAGUUUGGCAAGGGGAAGGCUGUGUUCGUCAAAACGGACGUUUCUGACAGGAGACAGUUUGAAGAUGCGUUUAAGAAAACAGUGGACGUAUUUAACCAACUAGACAUUGUGGUCAACAAUGCCGCAGUUAUAGACGAGAAAAACUGGGAGAAGAACAUAGCUAUUAAUUUGAUUGGUUUUGUAAACGGGACAAUUUUGGGAUACGAACACUUCCUCCCCAAGUAUAAAAGUUCAGAUGAAGGAGUAAUCAUCAACAUUGCUUCUAUGGCUGGAUUGUACCCCUACCCUCCCCUUCCCAUAUAUUCAACCGCAAAGUCAGGCAUAAUUGGGCUAACUCGUAGCUUAGGCUUCCAAAAACAUUACCAACGUACACAAAUUAAAGUAAUCGCUGUAUGUCCCGGCUCUACCAGUACGAACAACCGGCGUAUAAAGGAAGAAGAUCUAUUAGGGAACGCGUAUUAUAAGAUACAAGAGGAAAUACUCAAACUCACACCACCUCCUCAGGCCGCGGCGACUGUGUCCAAGGCAGUGGUGGAUAUUACAAAGGGGGGUUCUAGUGGAUCUGUCUGGAUCGUCGAUCAAAACCAACCGCCCUACGAAGUUAGUUUUUUACGUAAAAAUCGAAGUAAACUGUAGAACUUUUCAGGGAAUAAAAGUAUUUGUGCUAAA
Messenger RNA from Photinus pyralis (common eastern firefly), 975 nucleotides. RefSeq names its product 15-hydroxyprostaglandin dehydrogenase [NAD(+)]-like. NCBI's taxonomy places the organism in Eukaryota, Metazoa, Arthropoda, Insecta, Coleoptera, Lampyridae. The transcript is spliced from 5 exons. Gene Ontology annotation, molecular function: oxidoreductase activity, acting on the CH-OH group of donors, NAD or NADP as acceptor. The coding region runs from base 148 to 942 and encodes 264 amino acids. Gene Ontology annotation, cellular component: cytoplasm. The record is from RefSeq and is a predicted model, not a curated record.